This is a messenger RNA of Synchytrium microbalum, 11700 nucleotides long. RefSeq lists its product as uncharacterized. NCBI's taxonomy places the organism in Eukaryota, Fungi, Chytridiomycota, Chytridiomycetes, Synchytriales, Synchytriaceae. Gene Ontology annotation, biological process: protein polyubiquitination; positive regulation of protein catabolic process; proteasome-mediated ubiquitin-dependent protein catabolic process. The coding region runs from base 1 to 11700 and encodes 3899 amino acids. Gene Ontology annotation, molecular function: protein binding; ubiquitin-protein transferase activity. The record is from RefSeq and is a predicted model, not a curated record. The transcript has 19 exons.
AUGGCAAAGAUAAAGAAGCAACUGCCUCGGCGGUUAGCUCCAGCGCCUGCUGCUGUACUCAAGGUCAUUGACCUCUUGACAAAUGCAUCAGACGUCCAAUUGAUAGACAUUUCCAAACAGUUACACUUAUGGUGUCAUCCAAAGUCGGAUUUCUAUCAUUGGAUUCCUGUCUUGAAUCGCUUCGACUCGAUCUUAGAAAGUGCUAUGCCUGUAAAAGGUUAUGAUGUUGCUUCUGAUGGAUUUGGUCCUGCUGAGUCGCCAGACUCGCCUUCAAAGCAAGUUAUUCUGGCUGUAUUGAAUAUUACAAGGCAUUUAUGGGAGACUUGUACGAAUCGAAACUUGUAUAAUUCAUUCGAGCACUUGAUUGAUUUAUUGAACACUCGUGACUUGGAUAUAUUGACUUCUACAUUACGACUCAUGUUGAGACCUGCACAACGAACCAGUGCUCAACGCUCUAUAAGAUCCACAAUGUCAUCCGCGCACGAACGAUUGAUGGUACUCAGCCAGAAUCUAGGUGGUGCCAGCGAUCUCGCAAAUAUAUCACAGACCGAUACCCCAAUGACUGGUUCAGAAUCAUCAUCUCUGACCUUUCAGUUCUACCGAACGGCCACAAAACCUAAAAAAGUCGAUACCUCUAUUGUUGAAUCCACAACUAAAUUAUCAACAGCAGCACCAACAACAACGACUAUUCCACAAGCAUCAUCUUCAAGUAUAGCAGCACCAACAGCCAUCCCAUCCGCAUCAUCAUCUUCAGCUACUACUUUGCCUGGUACAACAGUCUCGACCGCUGCUACACCAAUAAAAGUCAGUAAAUUAUCGACAAAACUACCAGCUACGCCUUCAGACAAGAAGGCAGAUGAUAUCUCCGCAACUGAAGGAUUGGUAGUCAUCCAGAUUCCAGAUGUAACUGCUCUAGGUCCAUCGGAGAAAGUUGUAUUACAGCUGCUAGUAAAACAGUAUGAUGUACCAGAAGAACAUACGUUUGCUCUCUUCCAUCGUUUGAGGAUUGCAUUUGCUGCUCAAGAUGCACAUGCUAGGCAUUCAAUAUUGUUGAGCCGUAUACUAGCAAUUGGAACUCUAGCUAAUCUUGUAUCUGAAGAAUCAGCAAACACCAAGAUCUUCUCGUCAGAUGCGGGUCUUGUGCAGAAACUUGUUGACGUAUUGCCAGCAGAUUGCUCCACUGAUUUGCAUGUCGCUUCAUUGAUGGCAUUGGAAAGCCUUGCCAAGUAUCGCAACAAGCAGAACGAAAUCUUGACUGCCAUGAACGCAUCUGCGAAUCAUGGUGUAUUGAUGUUCCUUGUGCGAAAGCUCAUGUCGAAAUUGAGUGAAGAUGUGUCUGAGACCAGUCAAGACUUUAUGGAUGCCAUUACCGCUUUUAUAUCGUAUGUCAUUACUACUCAAGCAGGAGGUAACAUGGUCAUCUCUGCUGGUCUUGUACCUGCUCUGGUUGCAGCACUAAAUACUACGGAGCCAAAACAUCUCAAGAAUGUCACGAAGAUCAUUGGCAUUUUGGACAGCCUCUUGCAUGGUUUUGGAAACUCAUUUGCUUCGUUCGCGAAUGCAAACGGACUCACCUUGUUGACGACCCGCAUCAAGGAUGAUGUCGCUCUAGCACUCGAAAUAUCUGGUGUUCGAGCACCGGUUGAAGGUGGCAUGGAAGUCGAUACUGAAAUAGUCGAACUACCAUACGAACGCUCAUCAUUAUUACGUGCCAUGCUCAAAUUUGUGUUCCAUAUGAUGCAAACUUCAGGUGGACAAGACGGUCUGAGAAAUCUGGUUGAUUCGAGCCUUCCAGCUUCUCUCAUAACCAUAUUUGAUCACGCUAUGCUGUUUGGUCCAAGUGUUUUUGGGCUAGCUGCAAAUAUAAUGGCAACCUUUAUUCAUAACGAAGCUACAGUAUUGUCGAUAUUGCAAGAAGCAAAACUACCUCAGUCAUUCUUGAAAGCCAUCAAGAAUGGAUUUCCUGUCUCGGCUGAGGUUGUCUCUGCCAUUCCAAACGCUCUUGGAGCUCUUUGUCUCAAUGAACAAGGACUGAAUGCUGUCUUGGAAGCAGAAGUAUUCGAUCGGUUUUGCUCAGUUUUUACCGAGGAGCAGUAUCAGAGUGCACUUCAUGACGGCGAAGUGCCAAAUCUUGUUGGUAGCUCAUUUGAUGAAUUGAUGAGACAUACCCCUGCUCUCAAACCUCAAAUCACGACUGCUAUUGUAAAAAUGCUAAAAGCAAUUGUUGAUAUGGGUAAAGCUAUGCAUAUUGAAGAUGAAGGCGGUAAUAUUAAUUUGAUGGUCAACAAGGGGUCGCCCGACACAGCAUCGUCAUCAACAGAGGUUCCUGAAACUGUAGCUGAUGCUUCAGGAGAUGUUACGAUGAUGGAUGCUACUGUAGUGGAUGCUACUGUAGUGGACGCUGCUGCAGUAGAUGGUAAGAGAGAUGAAGCAGCGGUUGCAGCAAAAGAUGCACCUAGAGAUAGCAAAAUUUCACAGUUUGUUGAGACUGUCAGCCGAUUUGUAGAAGGUGUAUUGACAACUCAGGAGCAUGGCGCCAAACUGAUUGAACUUGGUGCACUCCCGAUCCUACUUGAUAUCUAUUCUCUGCCAUCCGUACCAUACGACUUUGGUAGCUCUUCAGCAUCGUAUUCCUUGAGCUAUCUUUUCCGUAUUCUUAUUGAAGCUGAUACCAAAGCCGUGAUUGAAGCGCUUCUUGGAGCCAUUCGUCGUAGUCUAGAACGAUUAUCCUCCUUCUUGACUUACGACGGAAAUGACGCCAUGGUUUCGUCUUUGAUUGAACUAUGGGAGUCAAAUCCAGAGCAAGUAGAUACCGCCUCGACUAUAUUCAGGUCAUUGGUAGAGAUUCAUGGUUAUAUGAAGCUCUUGUCUGAUAUAUACGGAACACAUACAGUUGGUCCAGGAAAAGGUGCAGUUGCCAUUAUACACACUUUUGCUUCCAAGGAAUCAGAAGGAAUGCUCAAAGCUCUAGUCCACUUGCAAUCUGUCUGCUCGUGGGAGCAUACCUUGUUGAGAAAGUCUGUGCCAAAGUCAUGGUUCCAGCCAAAGAAUAAGAAGAAUGCAGACAAGGCUGGUGUAUUACCGUCGUCAACUAGUAUGAAUGUUUUGAGUGACGCAGCAGAUCAAGCUGCUGCAACUAGCUCUGAAGGUGCUGCUGCUGGUGGAGACGAUGGAGUCGACAUGAAGGACAAGGAUCCAAGGACGGAAAAGAAGGCACGAAAUGUGCGCUUGUUUGCGUUCUUGCUGUCUCGUGUAUCAACUCUACUAGGACCUAUCUUCUUUGGGGUUGUGAAGUUGGUCACGGCACGUAGAAUUGCUGAUGCCAACCACCGCAAGUCAGCCUAUAAAGUAAUAGAUAUGCUCGUCUCGCAACUGGUUGAAGGUCUCAAUUGGCAACGAGCAUUGAGAGACGAGUCCCUUCAGACUGUGCAAUACUUGACCAUGUCUAUAGCUCGUCUGACCCAUGUCUUGUCAGAUGAUCGCUCCGGCAAUGUGUUGCAAACCUCAGCAGCUUUUGCAUUCAAAAAGACUGGAGGUAUGGAAAGUCUACUAAAAGUGGCCGAAUAUCUUUGGAACAAAGUAGAACAGCUACCACCUGCCGACGAUAAAGUAGUCAUGACGAAAGAGAAUACAGAUCCAGCAGUGUUGCUCUUACAGGAUGUACUGGAAAUAAUCAAACUCUUGACAAACCAUAAGGCGCUCCUUGAAUCACCACAUACUGCCAAUUUGGUGCUGAUAUAUCCCGCUUCAUCCGAAACACCUUUCUUGGCUCACGAAAUGCUUGUGCAGAAUCGCCUAGCUGUACUACCGCAUAUUUUAGUCUUGUGGAGAAGUGAUCUGUUGUCCAAAGUCCCAUCCAAUCUAGUACGAUUGGUAGUAAAUAUAUUGCUGCAGAUAUUGAGAGCAACCGGUGAAGUAUCACCAACUGUAGUUGGUGCUGCUGCUUCCUUGCCAAACGGAACUGGCGCAUUGCAGUCAUUUUCCAAUGCCUUCUUUGGUGCCGGUGCUCCAACACAAGCAGCACCAGAUCCGGAACGAGUCCAGCAAUUGACUGAUAUGGGCUUCCCUCGAGGUGCAGCAGAGACUGCCUUGACUCGAUAUAGUAAUAAUAUAAGUCGAGCCACCGAGUACUUGAUUUCUCAUCCGGAAAUCGUUGCAGCGGAACGUAGUAGACCAACUCCAACAGCUACUGCCGCUACAGCAACAGCUGCAGGAGUAGGAGCCGCAGCUGCAGGACCUGCUGAUCCUCAAGUGCCUGCUGAAGCUCCAGCUGCAGAGCCACCAACUGUUGCCAAUCCACCAUCAGAUCCAAUGACUCAAGACAAUGAUGAAGGAGGCGAUGAAGAAGACGAUAAUGAGGCUGCCCAAUUAGCUGCAGCUUUAGCAAUGUCAGUCCAGGCUCGUACCGAUACUGAUGCCAUGGACGUUACCGUACAGAAUCCUGCAGUACCAUCCGCAGCUUCACCAGUAUUAUCACACUCUCCACAACCUGAUGAGAAUGGCAAGGCAAAAGCUUCUUUGACUCCCAAAGCAGAACUAGAUGCUUUGAGAGCAGAAGCUAUGAAGGAUGCAGUAGAUAGAGCAUUGACCUUGCUUCAAAUACGUGAUUCUGCCAUAUUCGAAUUGAAGGACGUACUUAUGUUUUGUGCAAUCGAUAAUAUGAGUUGGAUUGAACGUAUUAUGGAGGGAAUGGCUGCCUUGUUUACAUCCGCCGAGAUAAGUAUAGAAGCAGCAUCAGCUAAAGCUAGAGAGCUAAGAUUAUUGGCGCUCUUGCUGAAUGAAGCAGGUUUGCCUCACACAACUGUUCUGGAUGCAGUCAAGCCAUUGGUUAAAGAAUUCCUCAGCCAUACAUCCAAUGUAGUUGUAAAUGAGCAGUCGACGGCAUGGCUUCCACCCAUUCUACUAUUGGUAUCGCAAUACUUGUCCCAAGCUGAAGAGCCUCGUAAAGUCAAAUUAAAUCCAGAUUUGAGCAGUAGAGAUGCUGAUAUGAACAAUGUAGCACCUCCACCUGUCGAGUCUUUGACUUUAGAAGAACGAGCUAAUCUAUUGCAUCUCAUGGUCCGUCUCUUACGAAACGAGACAGUCCUGCCCAAGGCUUUAUUAUCGGCAGUUCUUCCUCUCGUAGUGCAAUUGACUAGGAAGGCAGCUGAAGCUGUUUCCUUUGUCGAAUUAGGAGGUCUAGCUGCUCUCUUCCAAAGUGAUCGUAUCGCUCUAGUAGCAGAACAGCCAACAAUGACGGUGAUUGUUUUGAGAAAUAUUGUAGAGAAUCCUGAAGUCUUGUUGAUUGCCAUGGAACGAGAACUUCGUGUAUGGUUUGGAACACCUCGAACACGAGCAACAGACAUCGGUGGAUACUUACGUGCUGUAGCUGGUAUUGCUUGUCGUGAUCCGGAAACGUUUAUUAAAGCUACCGAAAACAUUGCACAUAUUCCUCGAUAUGAAGCUUUGUCUCGUCAACAACAAAUAACUCUAAAGACUGUCAAACCUGCUGAUGCUAUCGCUGCUGAAGACGGUGCUCCAACAUCAUCUACAGCCAUGGAAGUUGAGGGACUUGCUGCCACCACGACUCCAGCUGCAGCAUCCGCUUCUUCGAAAGAACCUCAUGUAGCCGAGGUUCGAGUGGUAGAUCGUCUUGUAGUAGGAUACAUGGUCUCUGAAUUGCUUGCAAUGCGUCCAGCACCAAAUGCGGAACCACUCAAACCUGAAGCUAAAAAGCAGGUUUACCGACGACGUAUAGUAUUAUUGCAAAGUCUUACCGAGUUGGUAUCGUCAUAUCCAGCUGCACGUGCUGCGGCCGUUGGUAUAGUAGCGGAUUCAGAUAUCAAGGCCUCACCUACUCCAGCAGGUUCAGCUUUCCUGUCAUACUUGUUGGAUGAACUGGUUCCAAAUGCCGUCAAGUCACCAGAAGAAGAUAAUGUUGCUGGUCUAAGCGAUGAGGUGAUGGAAAGUUGUUGGGGUCUCACUCUACUACAAGAACUAUGUGGUGGCUCCAUAACUGAUAUUGACAAGGAAGGUGUUUCUCAAGCUCUCGAUGUGGCUGUCCGUAAACUCACAUUAGAGGCCAUCAAGAGUAGUAUAAAUGAUGUCGUAGCUCAGUCAGACGGUAGUCGUGAUGACCGAUACGCACUAUUCGCUCUCUUGGCGGAACUAGUAGAUCGCAUAUUAUUGAUGAGAGUAGCUGCUACGGAUCGUACUGGAAGGCUCGCUAAUCGCAAUACACCUGAUGAAGCUGGUGCCAACGACGACGACAAUUCAAACUCGCUUACUCGUAUUAUGCUCGAUAAAGGAUUUGUAGGAGCAUUAACAAGUAUGAUUGCUGAAAUCGAUAUUCAUCAUCCAAAGUCGAAACUAGUGGUGCAAGCAUUGCUUAAACCCAUUGAAGUACUCACGAAAGCUGCUACUCGAGUACCCAAACCACCGGAUGCACCUGGUAAACUUGGCCUUGGUGGAGCUGCAGCUGCAGCUGAAGAAGCCAUACCAAUACCUAUAUUGCCAGAAGGUGUCGCAACAGAUAUGCCAGUAGACGACACCUCCGACAUUUACCGUAAUUCAGCUCUUGGUAUCUUUAAUGCUGAGCACAAUGCUGAGCACGAUGUCAGUGAUGACACUGAAGAUGACGAAGAUGAUGGAGGUGAAGAAGACUAUGACUCGUUUGAUGGAGAAGGAGAAGAAGUCUCGGAUGCUGAUAUGCAUGAUGAACACGAUGAGGAUGAUGACGACGACAACGGCUCCAAUCCAGAUGACGAUAUGGAAAUCACUCUACCAUAUCAUCAACCUCACGAUCAUAUGGAAGAUGAAGACGAGGAGGAAGAUGACGAAGACGAUGAUGGUCCUCCUGGACCUCAUGGUCAUGGGAAUGAUAACGCUAUAGUCGAAGUCAUAGAAGGUGAAGACGGUGGUCCAGAUGAUGCUUCAGACUGGGUCGAUGAAGAUGCCUACCUAGAUGCUGAACAUGAUCAUGAUCAUGGUAUCGUUGAGCCUUUCGGAGAAAACGGUGCUGCCAUGAAUCUAGAUGAAGGAGACGAACAUGACGAAGGAGAUGGCGGUGACGAAGACGACGAAGAAGACGAUGAAGACGAAGGUGGUAUAAUAUUGGAUGAUGAUGGUGAAGAAACGGAAGAAGACGAUCCCAUCCCACCGUAUCUAGCACCAUUAGACGCAUUCGAUCUUCAAGGAGCUGGAGAAGAAGACUUUGAAGCUCUGGAACUUCAAGCCAAUCGUCCAUUAGGUGGUAUGGCUGGUCGUCCAGGCCAAGCUGGUCGAAUAGCACAUAGAUUAUUUGGUGGUCGUCGUCGUCGUGCUCCUUUGGACUUUGAUGCUGAUGGUCCAAUGGGCGCUGAUAGAUUUAUAUUUGAAUGGCGGGAUCAACCUGAUCCAGGAUAUAAUCCAUACGGUCAUCCAUUCCCUACGCUUCCCCGUACUGCACCUCGACACGAUGAUCGUCUUACUCAUCCACUAUUACUUAACGAUGCUGAAGUCGCUCAGAACGAACGAGCAGCAGACCCAAGAGGUUUGGCUGCUCGAGCACGUGGUCGCUUAGGAGAUAUGCAAAUAGACUUCCAAGCAUUCGAUGAUCUCGUUGGGGGACAAGCACUGCAAAUAUUACAGCAGAUAUUUGCUCGUGGAGCUGGAGGUGCCGCUGCUGCUGCUCGUGCUUUACGUGCUGAACUGCCUAUUGGCGGAGCAGUCGGUUUGCCCAAUCUACUUGUACCUCCUGGUGCAGGUCUUGGUGCACUACCUCCUCAUGUAUCUCCCAAUGGUACUUUGACUAGCGCUGCUGCUGCAGUUUUAGGAACACCAGAAUCAGAACAAGAUAGUAUAGUGCGCAGUUAUAAUGUCAGCUCUACUAUGGAACGAUGGACUCAACAAGCACGUAUCUUGUAUCGAGCCGGUUAUCCAGAUCGAGCAUUGAGACUGCAAAAUCAUAUUCUCAAUGCCCUCAUUCCUGAAGCUAUGGAAGAGGAACGUAAACGUAAAGAAAAGUCUGCCGAGUUACGUCGUAUACUUGAAGAAAACGAACGUGUUGAAGCUGAAAAGAGACGAGUGGAGGAAGAAGAAGCUGCUGCCAAGGCCGCUAAAGCAGCCGAGGAGGCGGCUGCUAUUGCUGCAGCAGCUGCCGCUGCUGCUCCAGUUGUUGAACCAGUUGUUGAACCAGCUACAGUACCCAUGGAUGCUGAUCAACCAGCAGCUGUAAGUGUUGAACCUCCAGCUCCUGCUGCAGAAAUAGUCAGAACUAUUGUAACCAUUCAUGGUCGUGAAGUGGAUAUCACUGGAACUGGCAUUGAUCCUGAAUUCUUGGAAGCUCUCCCCGACGACAUGCGUCAAGAAGUAGUCGCUCAGCAUUUGCGUGAAAAUCGUCAACAGGCUAGAACUUCUGCUUCUGCUACAAUGUCAGCUGCCAUCAAUCCAGAAUUCUUGGACGCUCUUCCUCCAGAUAUAAGACAGGAAAUCCUCGAGCAAGAACAACUAGAAGCUGCUCGAGCUACCCGUGCUAGAGAAGGUGCCACAGCCGCAAACGCUGGUGGUCCAAUUGAAAUGGAUCCAGCUACCUUCCUCGCAACUCUUGACCCAGACUUGCGUCAAAAUAUAUUAUUGGAGCAAGACGAUGUAUUCUUGUCAAGAUUACCGCCAGGAUUAUUGGCUGAAGCAACACACCUUCGAGAAAGACUCAACCGUAAUCGUCAUAUACAAACGUUGAGAGCCCAUCGUGCUCUUGCAGGUAGUCCAGCAGCUAUAGCAGCUGAAGCACCAAAGAAGAAGCUGGUUAGUCGUGAUGUCAUGCAAGUAGUAGAUAGGUCACAGCUCUCCAUGAUUGUUCGCCUCCUGUUUUUGCCUGAACCCGUCAAUGGCAAGAACCUUCUUCUCCAUAAAAUAUUAGCAAACUUGGCAGAAAACGCCAAAACUCGUCUAGAAGUAGUUUCUUUGCUGUUAUCAUUGUUGGCUGAUGGAACAGGGGACUUGACUGGUAUAGAGCGGAGCUUCUCUCAAUCUGGUAGAGUCAAGGCAAAAACACCAGUCACUCCACGACCACCAUCUACUGCUGGUACUCCAAUGGCAUCUCCGUUCGCAGCACCUUCCGUUCCAAAUCAUAGUAGUAAUAAUACCGUGUCAGAGACUUCAGCAACGACAGUUGCAGUAAGAUGUUUGGAUGCCCUUACGCAUCUAGUGCAAUUCAACAAUCAAGUUGCACAUCUCUUCUUGAUGGAAAGUGAAGCCUUUGGUCAAAGCUUCACAAAAUCUUCAAGGAUGGCUGUGUCGAAUCGUAAAGGCAAAGGAAAAGAGAAGGCAGCUCACAAGCUGCCUGUCUUGAUUCUCUUUAGUCUCUUGGAACGGAAAACCUUCUUGGGCGACUCGAGCAUAAUGGAGAGUUUGAUGCACUUGUUAUCAUUGGUUGUCAGACCUUUGGCUAUACUCGGCAAUAGGAAGCUUUCUACAGUAACAGAGCCUCCUACUACUACUCAGACAAAUCCACCAGCUGCUAGUGGCGAGGGUGCAGCUGCAACAAAUGCGACAACAGAAGCACCGGCAACAACGACUAGUACAACAGCAGAUCCUUCGACACUUUCUAUAACUACACCGUCGACUUCAACUAGUAGUGCUCCAGUACCAGAUCCACGACAAGCUCAAAUCAACCUUCUUGAAAAGCUGGUUAUACCUGAGCCAUACAUACAAGCUUCUAUGAAUGUACUGACAGCAGGGGAAUGUAGUAGUAAGACGUUCCAGUCUACGUUGCAAGUCAUACAACAACUUGCUGCAUUGGGUGAUAAUCGUCAAAUCAUGGCACGCCAGGCAGUUCAAUCAGCCCAAACACUUGGCGAUACUAUAUAUGGCGAUUUGGAUGAACUUUGUAAGAUUCUCAAGACUGGUGCUGAAGUAGUCCAGGUCCAAGCUGCCAUUUUGGGCAAGCUCUCGUCUUCAUCGUCUCAGCAAGCCAAAUUAUUACGUUUGCUCAAGACCAUCGAUGUCGUCUUCUCAAAGAAACAAACCGAGAAGCCUGCAGUCCCAUCAACCACUCCUGCCGCCCCUACUACAACCACCGCCACCACAGCACCAAGUACGGAAGCUACAGGUGGCGAUACUACGAUGGCUGAUGCUUCUACUCCAGCUGUACUAAACACUGGUAUUACUACUCCAACAGCAGAAGCUUCCAGUGAGGCCAAGGAAGACGACAGAGUAGACAAGGACACUCUAAUAUCGAUAUAUGAUCAGCUCAGCUUUGCUCGAAUGUGGGCUAUACUAGGAGAGGUCCUCAGUAUUAUUGACAAGACCACUGAAUAUGUACAAGUCGCCACAGUCUUGCUUCCACUGAUUGAAGCCUUCAUGGUAGUAUCGAAACCAUACGUAUUGAAGAAGUCGUCAAAUGUCAAAGCUAGUGCCAUGCCUAUGCCUCCUGGAGUACGGCUUGUAAAGGAACUAUCAAAUGUGGAAGAGAAUGAGACAUUCUUGAAGUUUACGGGAGAGCAUCGCAAAAUACUGAAUGUAAUGGUACGCAAUAAUCCGUCAUUAAUGAAUGGCUCCUUCUCCCUUCUCAUCCACAAUCCGAACGUGCUCGAGUUUGAUAACAAGAGGACAUACUUCAAUCAACAACUACAUAAACGUACUGCUCGGGAUCAUUACGGUACACUGGAAAUCAACGUCCGUCGUCCAUAUGUAUUUGAUGACUCGUAUCACCAGCUACAACGUCACUCUGGUGAAGAAAUCAAGUAUGGUAAACUCUCAGUACGAUUUGUAGAUGAAGAGGGUAUUGAUGCAGGGGGUGUUACUCGAGAAUGGUUUGGAGUGUUGACAAAACAAAUGUUCAACCCCAACUAUGCCUUGUUCAAGCCAUCCGCGGCUGACAAGGUGACGUAUCAACCUAAUCGAUCAUCAUGGAUUAACGGCGAACACUUGACUCUCUUCAAGUUUGUUGGAAGAAUUAUCGGUAAGGCUAUAUAUGACGGCAAACUCCUCGAAUGCUUCUUCACUCGAUCCUUUUAUAAGUGUAUGUUGGAGGUACCUGUGGAUUGGAGGGAUAUGGAAGCCAUUGAUCCUGACUUCCACAAGAGUUUGGAAUGGAUGUUGAAUAAUGAUAUUACCAAUAUCUUGGAUCUGAAUUUUAGUAGUGAAGUCGAUGAUUUUGGUAAAACCAAAGUAAUCGACUUGAAGCCCAACGGUCAAAACAUUGCCGUCACAGAAGAUAACAAGCAGGAGUAUGUAAAGUUGAUCACCGAGCAAAAGUUGACGGUAGCCAUCAAGGAUCAAAUCCAGGCGUUCCUCUCUGGCUUCCAUGAUAUAAUCCCCAAAGACCUCAUCAAGAUCUUUAAUGAACAGGAGCUCGAACUGCUCAUUUCAGGUCUACCCGAUAUUGAUAUUGAUGAUAUGAAGGCUCAUACGGAAUAUGUCAACUAUGCAGCAUCGUCGCCACAAAUCCAAUGGUUUUGGCGAGCAGUCAGAAGCUUCUCACAAGAAGAGAGAGCCAAAUUGGUACAGUUUGUUACUGGUACGUCAAAGGUGCCUUUGGAAGGAUUUGCACAGCUGCAAGGGUCGAACGGUGUGCAACGCUUCCAAAUCCACAAGGACUUUGCUAAUAUCAAACGUCUACCUUCCGCACACACAUGCUUCAAUCAAAUUGACUUGCCGGCUUAUGAUUCCUAUGAAAAUCUUCGUUCCAAUCUAUUGUUAGCUAUCUCGGAAUGUGGUACAGGCUUUGGAUUCGCCUGA